Messenger RNA from Vombatus ursinus (common wombat), 1687 nucleotides. RefSeq names its product secernin 3 (gene SCRN3). NCBI's taxonomy places the organism in Eukaryota, Metazoa, Chordata, Mammalia, Diprotodontia, Vombatidae. Bases 520 to 1542 code for a protein of 340 amino acids. The transcript has 8 exons. Gene Ontology annotation, molecular function: cysteine-type exopeptidase activity; dipeptidase activity. Gene Ontology annotation, biological process: proteolysis. The record is from RefSeq and is a predicted model, not a curated record.
CCAGACUUCAAAGAAGGGUAAUUAGACCUAAUGGUGUCACUGUCAUAGUACCAUAGAUGUAGAAGGGACCUUAGAAGUCGUCUAGUGGAGACCUCCUAACCCAACCCUCUCAUUUUACAGAUGAGGAAACCAACCCAGAAAAGUUCCUCCCUAAGUCACAUAGAUAGUAAGUGGCCAAGCUAAGAUUUGAAACCAGGUUCUCUGUUUCCAAGUGUGGGAAUCUUUACGAUGUACAAUGCUUCUUAUUGCAUCUUUUUUUAGAAUAUAGAAUUAGUUGAAAAAUACUUUAGUGUUUUGAUGACUCUGUUGUCUCAUCAGUGUGGAUGCCCCUUCCAAAGGUGUAGAUUGUACAUCCAGGCUUUCUUCGUGUCAAGUAAAUCUUCCCUGGGAGAUUGCCCAAUAUCUUUUGUAGCCUUUUUCUAGAUCUCUUGACAAUGUUGUACCUAUAUACAAAUUGAACAAGUGAAAGAAACAUACGCUGUUAUACUAAGUCGGCCAUCUUGGUUAUGGGGUGCCGAAAUGGGAGCCAAUGAACAUGGAGUUUGCAUUGGUAAUGAAGCUGUAUGGGGAAGAGAAGCAGUAUGCGAUGAAGAGGCAUUACUUGGCAUGGACCUUGUCAGGCUUGGACUUGAAAGAGCUGAUACAGCUGAAAAAGCAGUCACUGUCAUCGUUGAUUUACUAGAAAAAUAUGGACAGGGUGGAAAUUGUUCAGAGAGUAUGGUAUUUAGCUAUCACAAUAGUUUUCUGAUAGCUGAUCGGCAUGAAGCAUGGAUUCUCGAGACCAUAGGACAAUAUUGGGCAGCAGAAAAAGUAGAAGAGGGAGUUCGUAAUAUUUCCAAUCAACUUUCUAUAACAACCAAGAUUGACCGAGAGCAUCCAAAAAUGAGAGAACAUGCUAAGGAUAAAGGUUGGUGGGAUGGUCAAAAGGAAUUUAAUUUUGCUGCUGUGUAUGCCCCUCUUAAUUCCUGGAUCACCGCUUCAUCAGGCAGAUACUAUGAGGGUUGCCAGCUUCUGAACAAACACAAAGGAAAUAUGACCUUUGAAACAAUGAUGGAAAUUCUCCGAGAUAAAGAAAGUGGCAUUAAUAUGGAGGGAGAGUUUCAGACUACUGGCAGCAUGGUUUCUGUUUUGCCUUCAGAUCCCAGCCUUCCAUGCAUUCAUUUCUUUACAGGAACCCCUAAUCCUGAAAGAUCUGUUUUUAAGCCAUUCAUAUUUGUACCAAAUAUAGCUCAGUUACUAGAAACUAACUCACCAACAUUUGGACAUGAAGAUCCAGUUAAAAAGAAGCCACGUUUUCAGAGUAAACCUGACAGAAGACAUGCUCUUUACCUCAAACAUGAACAGGCAAUUGAAAUAAUAGAUUCUAAUGAGGAAAGAGGCAGAAAAAUGCUGGAAAAGAUGAAGACACUGGAGAAAGAAAUGCUCAAAGAGAUGGAAUCAGUCCUUCAGAAUAAGGAUCUUGAUGUGAACAGAGCUGUUAAACUUUUUUCUCAAUGUGUGAAAAAUGAAAUGAAAAUUUAUGAGUCAAAAGUUGGCUCUUAGUGAACAUACCACGUUCAGAGGUCUUCUUCAAAGGCAGUCCUAAGCUUAUUAAAUCUGGUUUCAGGGGAAAGUGAGGUAGGGGAUGAGUGCUCAAUUUCUACCUGUCUCUCCUGUGAGGAUGCACCUGAAUUAGUGCCUGGAGGAC